AUUAAUUUUCCACCCUUGGUACUCCAGAGUCGAGGCUAUUUAUCUAUGGAGGAAGAGUAACUACGUUCACGACGUGAAAAAUAAACAAAUCGCUGUUUCGCUUCCGCCAACCAAUACUAUUCUUCCACGUAGCAAUUUAAAAGAUGGCGGUUGGACGCUCAAAUUCCCUCUCUCUUUCCUAUCCGAACUCCAAAAUGCAUAGAGUCAAUCACACCACACACAUUUCCGCACAUUGUAGAAAGAAAACACCAACAAACAACCCGAACCCGCACCAUUGCGAAUCUCACUGCCUUCCUUCUAUGGCUGCCACUUCAAUCCUUUCGCUUUCCACUCCAUUAAUUGCAUAUUAAACGUUUUUCAACUAACCUUUAAGAUUUGAAAAACUCUUUUUUUUUCUGUAAAAAUGGUGGAUUACUGUCUCGGAGCUUCGAAAUUCGCUACAAUGGCGGUUUCAUCACCUCUAAGUCACUUUCGUUUGCCGCAUAAGAGCAUCAAACUACACCGAAAUUUCCAGGCGGUUUGCUUUUGGAGACCGAGUUGUCCAUACGUUGUAGAUUGUAGUACUGGUAGUGGACUGAGUGGAAAUAGUAAGUGGAAGAUUGCGAAUAGUGAUAGUAGUUGUGUAGCUACUAAAGAACAUUUUGCUAAUGAGGAAGAUUUUAUUAAAGCUGGAGGUUCUGAGCUUGUGUAUGUUCAAAUGCAACAAAACAAGGAUAUGGAUAAUCAUUCCAAAAUUGGUGAUAAGUUGCCUCAAAUAUCAGGUGGAGAUGAAUUGCUGGAUAUGGUAGUAAUUGGUUGUGGUCCAGCUGGUCUAGCUUUGGCAGCAGAAUCUGCUAAAUUAGGAUUAAAAGUUGGCCUGGUUGGUCCUGAUCUUCCCUUUACUAAUAACUACGGCGUUUGGGAAGAUGAAUUUAAAGCAUUGGGACUUGAAGGUUGUAUUGAGCAGGUUUGGCGUGAUACCAUUGUAUAUAUUGAUGAUGAUAAUCCUAUUUCUAUUGGUCGAUCUUAUGGAAGAGUUAGCAGGCAUUUACUUCAUGAGGAACUGGUGAAAAGGUGUUUGGAGUCAGGUGUCUCUUAUCUGAACGCAAAAGUUGAUCGAAUUAUGGAAGGUUUUGAUGGACAUAGUCUUGUUGCUUGUGAACGUGAUUUCACAAUCUCGUGCAGGCUUGUAACAGUUGCAUCUGGAGCAGCUUCAGGAAAACUCCUUGAGUAUGAAGUAGGUGGUCCAAGGGUUUGUGUUCAAACAGCCUACGGUGUGGAGGUGGAGGUGGAAAGCAGUCCUUAUGAUCCAAACGUUAUGGUGUUCAUGGACUACAGGGAUUACACUAAACAAAGCUUUCAAUCUCUGGAGGCAAAGUAUGCAACGUUCUUGUAUGCAAUGCCAAUAACACCAACCAGAAUUUUCUUUGAGGAGACUUGUUUGGCUUCUGUAGAUGCCAUGCCCUUCGAUUUGCUCAAGAAAAAACUCAUUGAAAGAUUACAAACUAUGGGUGUUCGUAUCAUUAAAACAUAUGAAGAGGAGUGGUCUUAUAUACCUGUUGGUGGAUCCUUACCUAAUACAGAGCAAAGGAACCUUGCGUUUGGGGCUGCUGCUAGCAUGGUGCAUCCAGCCACAGGAUAUUCAGUUGUGAGAUCAUUGUCAGAGGCUCCAAAGUAUGCUUCGGCAAUUGCAAAUAUAAUCAAGUCAAAAAAUGCAUUUUUGCGUCAAGGGAAUGAGAACAUUUCAAUUGAAGCCUGGAAUACUCUUUGGCCUCAAGAAAGGAAACGUCAAAGAGCCUUUUUCCUGUUUGGACUUGCACUUUUAGUCCAGCUUGAUAUUGAGGGUAUCAGAACAUUUUUCCGCACAUUUUUCCGAGUUCCAAAAUGGAUGUGGGAGGGAUUCCUUGGUUCAAAUCUGUCUUCCGUUGAUCUCAUAUGGUUUGCCUUUUACAUGUUCGUUAUUGCUCCAAAUGAUUUGAGGAUGAGCCUUAUAAGGCAUCUACUAUCUGAUCCUACAGGAGCAACUAUGAUAAGAACAUAUAUGACUUUAAUAUGAAUGCUAAAUUGCUCACUACCUUGUACAUCACACGGAAAUCAGAAUCGGAUACUGUAAAAUUGCACUGUGCAGUUUAAAUUGGUGCAUUUUGUACAAUGAAUAAAUUUUUGUAGGUGUACUUCUAUGCUUCUUCAUAUCCUCGUUCUGAGUUCAUAGAAGUUCAUCAGUGACCUUCGUUUAGGUCAGACGACAGACUCCUAGGACUUGAAUUGCCUUGUAUGUCCCCUUAGUUGGUCAUUCAUUUAUACCAUAUGCAAUUAAGCAUAGUGCAAAAUAUCGGCUGUAUUGUCAUGUUUGCAGCCAUGUCUCAUUCCUACGAUUUUAUACCUUGUCACAACUGUAAUAUACAAGCAAAACUGUCUACAUUGGCUGAAAUUGGUUCUGCAAUUGCAUCCUAGAUUUUGCUUUAUGAUCAUAGGUGCUUGCUCA
Molecule: messenger RNA, 2464 nt
Organism: Amaranthus tricolor (Joseph's coat)
Lineage: Eukaryota; Viridiplantae; Streptophyta; Magnoliopsida; Caryophyllales; Amaranthaceae
Product: lycopene epsilon cyclase, chloroplastic
Exons: 11
Coding region: 404-2035 (543 amino acids)
Biological process (GO): carotenoid biosynthetic process
Molecular function (GO): oxidoreductase activity, acting on paired donors, with incorporation or reduction of molecular oxygen
Source: RefSeq, a predicted model, not a curated record